UUAUUAAGAAGACAGCAUGGGACCUUCCUUAUAUAAUUUGGCAUUGUUUUAAGAAUAUACCCAAUGCUCUUUCCUGAACAAAUUGCUCCUUUUCUAUUAGGCUUUAUCUGUUCAGAAUUUGUUGUCUAUUUUCAUUCUUCCGAUGCACAUCAUGCAUUUUCAAUAAUUAUCCUUUACCUCUUCUCCAUUGCAAUCUAGUGCGAUGAUACAACAGUCUCCAUACCUAAAAUUUCAUUUUUAUUUCUUCAACAUUCGUUAUUGACAGUCCUAAACAAGUACAAAAAUCAAAAUCAAACAGUGAUGCCAAUAAUUUCCUACCAUUCAACUAUCAUCGAGAACAGAGCCGCCCAUAAGGGGGCUGUCGACACGACGUCUUCUCAGAUUCUCUUAUCAAGAGCGAUCGCAGAUCACAGUUCAACUUCUUGCCCGCCAGUUAUCCGAAGACUAUACUCUACAAUUGCUGUAACUUCCGUUUACGAGUCCCCGACAACUCAUAUCAUGACGAUUGGAGACGCAGCCAGCACAUCGAAAGAUGUAGGGCUGGAUGGAGAGCAAAUGGGAGAGUAUAAUGGUACGUAGCUGUUCAAUUGCUUAUAAAUGGUUUCCGGCUUGCAAGGAGUGUUCUAACAUCUUGAUAUUUUAAUGUUUUUAGGCUUCGCGAGCAGCCGAUACCCAUCGGUCCCAGUAGUCGCUGAUGCCUCUAGGCGCCAUAACCUACAUGCAGCAUCGAAUCUAGUAAGUCUACCCUUCUUGAACAACUGCGCUCGUUUAUCAUAGCUUCCUAUUCUUCGGACCCCAACAUAGUUCUGAGAUUUGAGAGCUAACUUUGGAAAUUUUAGGUCACUUCAAUUGACGAUACUGCUAUCGAUCCACCUUUCCAAGCCAAUCCGUGGGAACUUCCUCAACUUGAAUCUGUUCUAGAUGAACACGAGAAGCGUGAUAAAGGAAAAGAAGUUGAACGUGGGAGAACAUUAGAGCGAAGCCCAAGAUAUUCGAAUCCUCUCGCAAAGGCCGAAUCACGACCUCAAAGAAACAAAACAAACAUUGAAGUGGAUGGUCGCUCAAUAAGAACACGCGACCGAAGCCAGACUCUUCAUGAGAACCCAAAUGAUCCUUGCGCAAUUUUUGAUGACCAGGUAUUGGAACCCUUAAUAGGUAUAGCCCAACAAGAUAGUUUUUCGGAAGUGCUUAGUGGACAUGCGUCUCCAGCAAGUUUGAACGGCUCCCUCGACGCGAAAGAAUUAAAGGGGCGACUUCGAUCUAGAACAUCCGGUGGAAGCUCCCUGGGCUCAACUAUAUCUCCCAUUGAACCACUCACUCGAACAGUCACAACGGUUUACAACGAUUCCACUCCUGUUUCCCCAGACCCGACCUUACCAGUCGAAUCAUCUUCUUGUCGACUACCUAGUAUUGAUCGACUGGAAGAAUCUGCUCGUCAGUCGACAUCAUUCACUUUCUCGAAACUACCAACGGAAAUCAUUCAACAAAUAUAUGAUUAUCUUACUCCGGCUGAUUUCAAUUCGGCGAGACAUACAUGUCGGACAUGGUUUUUCACUAGUAUAGACCGUUCCCUCCUUGAAAAUAUGAUCCGCCGUGGAGGUUGGGAGUCUAGCUGUCGACAGGAAAUCUCCGAGACGAAAUGCGCAGCAUUUAGACGUGGUUCCGAGUAUGAUUGGUUCAUGAGUAAGCGUAUCUCAAGAGAGUGUGCUCUUGGGCCAAAUUGGAUGGGGUGCGGGGUACCAGUGAGUCCGGACGGGUUUUCACUAGAAUCAAAACAGUCGACAUUUUCAUCAGUUUCAAUGGUGGAUUUCACAGAUGUCGCUGUCCAAUACAAAGAUACGACUCCCGCUGGAACUAUUUUCACGGUGAGUAGCUGCGGAAAGUUCUUGAUGGCUGCGAAUGGUUGUUUAAUCUAUGUUUAUGAACUAAACAGAAGUCAUCAUGAUGUGGAUGAUUGGUAUGAUGUUCAACCUGGUUCUUUGCGUCCAGUCACUAGUAUCAUAUGUCCACACAGAGUGUUAGCUUGCAGUAUGGAUACUUCAUCACAUAGGUAUGCAAUAGCUGCUCUCCUAGAUGGGCGUAUGGGUCUUGUGUGCGAUAUUUCUCUUAGCACUAUAGCUCCACCCACUUCCUCGGACCCUGGGACUGCGGAUCUUUCUUCGCAGCAUUCGAGUCGUUCAGAUCUCUCACUAUCUCCUGGAAACGAUACUCAUCAUGGUGUAUCGUUUCUCGACCGCGUCAGUUUGGACAGUUCAGCUCCUGUUCAACGGGCUGGAAGAUCUACAACCGCUUUUGUUUUCCCUGGAAUAGCUACAACUUGUAGUGGUGGUAGUUCUCCAGGGGUCGCGCAACGUCCAGAGUAUAAUGAAGCGUCCAGAUCAGCUAGUGCUGUAAAGAAUUCUUAUCCUCCUGAAGAAACCGGUCCACACUCCGUUGGAGCAGGUAGUCGAAUGCGGAGUAGAUUACCAGCUCGUAAAUAUUCAAAUCUCAAUACCAGAGAAAUGCCCGUUGAAACAGGUACGCGGUCAAUAUAUAGAAACCUCUGUUCUGAAGAUGAUCCUCCUCGUUCAGUGGCUAUCUGUCCUCAACGACGAUGCGUGGCAUUUGGCUGCUCGGCCGGUAUUGAAUUGCAUUGGGUUGAUGCUUUGACUGGGCAAGAUCUGAACAGAUGGUUCCCGCUUACUGCUCCUAGCGACUUUUUGUUUUUCUUGCCUCCGCGGAAAAGUAUAGACUCGGCGAAAAAGUUGCGGCUCAUUAGUAGUAAGUAGCUGUCACUUCUAGAACCACUAUGCCAUGUGAAUGGUAAAACAGCACAUAAACUUCGGCCCAGACUUUCACUCUCCAAAGAUCUUUGGCCAGGCCCACUAACCAAUUUGUAGGUGCUGCUAGUCCAAGCGAAUGUGCAGCUGUACAUGAGAGAGCAUAUGGCAGAAGACCACGAGGUGCAUCAUUUUGGCAAAGAAUCGGGUGGAAUGGAAGUCAGGGGGACAAUAGUGAGGAAAUGGAACAUGCUCAGCAGAUACUGGCACCAGUGGGAAGAUUUCGAAGUGAUUCUGGCAGGAGAGUCGAUCAUUCUGAUCAUUAUCGUGCCGUACCACUUAGUGAUGGUUAUCAUAUUCUGUUUACUGAUCCAAGUACUGGAGCUCUUUGCUUGGGCAGUGAUGCACCUGUCGGAGGACCUACCAAAUUACUUCGCAAAGUUUGGUUUCAGGGACCAGAAGGUAGAGGUAGUCCAACAGUCUAUGCUGGAGGUUCUGACUUAAGGUGGGGAGUAAGGGUUGUGGCAGCAUUCGGAAGUUGUACAGAACAGAGUAUCUGGAUGUUUUCCGUUCCCGGAGACGUAUUUAAUGCAGCUCAGAGCUCUCCAAACCUACUGGAAAGUUCCGUUGUACACAAACGAAACAUUUCUAAGAAUUCUAAAAACAUGCAAUGGCUGGACUGGUGGCCUGAUGAGGGACUUCAAGCAUGGCUCGAUCUUAUUCGGCAUCCGGUACCGGGGAUUCUUCCAGGAAAUAUGUGGCCAGUUAGGAUCAAGGGUCAAAGAAUAGGAACAUGUUCUAACAUAGUUGACCUUGCGAUCGAUUCGAGCAAUAGUAUCACCAUUUGGGCAUUCAGUACGGACGGGAUUGCAAAAAUUUGGCAUGUGGACGAUGGAAAACAUAGAGAUUUGGCAAGAUUAAGUGUAUUGAGAGAUGGUACAAUCCGCGAAAAUGAUUACGAGGGUGAUAUUGAGUUGAAUGGUACAUUUCUCACCUCUGAAAUUCUUCAACACCGCUCAACAAUAGAACAACAAUCAUUCGACGGAACCAUGUCGCCAGAUCUUGAUGGCACAAUCUCUCCAGAUAUAUCAACAAUUAUCACAGCACGAAGAGGUUCAGGCUGGAGUUACCAAAGUGUAAAUUAUGACUCGGAUGGUGACGUGGUUAUGGAAGAUGUAUAUGGACCGGGAGUUGAUAUGCCAGCUACGUGGUCAAGACGGGAAAGGGUAUAUGAGGAGGGCCAACCGGUUCAGGAUCAACAGUAUCAGUAUUUAAUGUCCCGUUGGCCACGGUCAGCGGUGGGGUAUAGGAGAUGGUGGGAGAGGGCGGCGGUUAGUGGGGAUAUGGCGACUGUGGUCGAAGCCAGGGGAGUUACGAGGAUCGAGAUUGAAAUUCGUUGACUUUGUGAUAAUGGGGGUAGAGGGGGAAUGGGAUGGAGAUGUGAGUGAGUGAUGAACCGUAUUAUUCACAAAAGAACGGGUGAACAUGUGGGGGUGUAUUUGCAAUUGUGUACUUGGUUGUGAGCAGUGGUAGUUGAUUAUUGGAAUGGGGUUGAAUUAGUGUAAAGAUUGUAUAGAUUGGAUUAAAGAGAGAAUACAUAUUAUUAUACUCUAGUUAUGGCUUUCAUUAAACUGUCCAGAACAAUGUAACUAUUAUGCUGUGCCGUUGACGACGACCGAGUAUGAAACCGGUGGGGGUGGAUUAACUUCUGUGGGUUGUUGUGGGCUAGAAUUGUGGAUUGUGGAUUGAU
Molecule: messenger RNA, 4509 nt
Organism: Sclerotinia trifoliorum
Lineage: Eukaryota; Fungi; Ascomycota; Leotiomycetes; Helotiales; Sclerotiniaceae
Source: the annotation of a GenBank genome assembly